Penaeus monodon (black tiger shrimp) is the source of this 1810-nucleotide messenger RNA. RefSeq names its product ovochymase-2-like. Gene Ontology annotation, molecular function: serine-type endopeptidase activity. NCBI's taxonomy places the organism in Eukaryota, Metazoa, Arthropoda, Malacostraca, Decapoda, Penaeidae. Gene Ontology annotation, biological process: proteolysis. The transcript has 11 exons. Bases 167 to 1603 code for a protein of 478 amino acids. The record is from RefSeq and is a predicted model, not a curated record.
UGGCGAGCCUGGGGCGUCGUCAGAGAGGCGAAGUAGGUGGCACCGCAUGUCCUUCACCCUCCCUCCGGAGAACUUCCUUCGUCAGUCUCUCUUGAAGUUCCCUGCCGAGGCGUAGGUCUCCUCGAAUCCCUCCUCCCGCUGAAGCACCCUCCUGCAGAUUGGCCAAAUGGGGCUCUGGGGCUUCUUCCUCUUCGUCCUGGCUGUUGAAGCCAGCGCCAUGAAGUUCGUUGAGUAUGGCCUCGGAGAUCAGGAGAUUCUCCACCGGAUGAAGAGGCGCCUGGAAUUUCCCGUGGCAGGCGGUAACGACAACGACACCGUGGUUAUCGAAGAAAUGUCAGAGACCUGUACUUGGUGCGACAACGAUGACUUGGAGGUCGACGAUGAGCACAGAGCAACCACUGUGCAGAGGUUCAACAAGUACAUAGCACCUGGAAAAUGUGUUGUAAACAAAUCGCCAAGAUACCCACAGAAAUAUCCCAAUAAUAGGGAUAUACGCUGGAAGUAUACGGGGGCCACGGGAAGUAUAUUGACGUUUAAAGUAAUUAAGGGCGGAGUCCAGAAACACUACAAAUGUCAAAAGGAUUAUGUUGAGAUCUACACAAAUGGCAAAAGAUUAAGAGCAUGUGGCGGUCUCAGGAAUUUUCAAAGGAGUUCAGGAACCGACAGCAUUCUCAACGUGAAGUUCGUCUCCAACCGAAGACUACAGUGGAAUGGUUACACUGCGGAAGUCUGCGCAGGAAUACCACCCUCGACUACUACGACCACCACAACUACCACCACUUCCAGCACCACAAGCACAAGCACUACGACCGAGACACCAAUCAUGUGUGAUGACAUCUGUGGUAGUCUUGCAGGGUACACGGGGCGAAUCAGUAACCCUACGCCCGCAGCAACGACCAUCCCAUGGGUCGUGGUCGUCGACAUCUUCAGAGACAACCUGUACAUCCGGGGUUCUGGCAUCCUUAUCUCCAGAAAGCAUGUUCUUACUUCUGCUUAUCUUUUCUACCAAGGAUCUCCAACCGGCAUAGACAACGUGGUCGUCCGAGUCACAGCUGGUGAAUACGAUCUUAGUGAACCCGAAACUCCCGCGGCCCAAGUACUUUACACGUCGGAGGUCACCAUCAAUGAAAACUUCAACAGUACUCUGAGUGAACUCGAUUACAAACUCGCGAUACUCACUCUUACUGAUGACGGUUUCACACUGAACACCCGAGUCCUCCCGAUCUGCUUAGCGGAUAGCACAGUCCUGGAUUACGUCAAGGCUACUUAUUCCUCAGUCUACCUAUCAGGUUUCGGCUGGACUGCUAACGACUAUCCUGCGACGAACUUGUCGACCAUUAGCGUCACUUUCUGCAACUUUGUCUUGGCCGAUUUCUUCUUCUGCCUCUACAGCCUGAACGCCCCAGAUACUCCCUGUUACGGAGACACGGGCUCCGCCUACUACCAGACCUACUCCGACGGCCGUAUCUACGCCGUCGGGAUGGUGACUUCGGUCACGCAGACGGUGUGUCCUGUCGGGGGCUUCGUUAUACCAGGGACCGAUCUCACUUACUUCUACGACUGGAUCAACCUGCAUACUUCACCGCGACACUGUAACCCUUGAAUCGGAAUGGGAAAGGGAUUUUUCUUUGGAAUAGCUCUCGGGCGAUUUCUGGACUCUUGUUAGGAUUUUGGAACUGGAUGUUUGAUACCGUUCAUUCUUUGUUUCUUCUAGUUUCAUGUCUUUUUGGUCAUUCAGUCCUUUUCUCUCUUCCGAUAUCUGCCUCUCUCUCUCUCUCUCUCUCUCUCUCUCUCUCUCUCUCUCUCCUCU